Messenger RNA from Scatophagus argus, 1684 nucleotides. RefSeq names its product AU RNA binding protein/enoyl-CoA hydratase (gene auh). The coding region runs from base 321 to 1310 and encodes 329 amino acids. NCBI's taxonomy places the organism in Eukaryota, Metazoa, Chordata, Actinopteri, Scatophagidae. The record is from RefSeq and is a predicted model, not a curated record. Gene Ontology annotation, cellular component: mitochondrion. Gene Ontology annotation, biological process: fatty acid beta-oxidation. The transcript is spliced from 11 exons. Gene Ontology annotation, molecular function: enoyl-CoA hydratase activity.
GGCAGAGACAGAGGAGCGUCGUGUGGAGAUAUUGUACGGCUGUAAAUGAAAACGUUGCAAAGUGCGAUGUUUGUAGGAAGGCUAUUUGCUGCUAUGUAAACACCGCCUGUCUAUACAAAGCCAUUAAAAAGGGAGGUCCAAGCUGCAAAAGAAACGAAGAGAGGAGGAAGGAAAUAUCUUACAGACCCUGAUCCCCGCAUAGACAGGGGUCACUGGCAGAGUCCUUUCAGAGAGGGUUAAAAAAAAGCAACUACGUCACGUGAUGACAACACGUGACGUAGUUCAAAGUUGAAAGUCAAGCAGCACUGCGGCUCUUCGGCAUGGCGGUCCUAGUGGGAUGUAGAGCCCUGGUGCAAGCCUUCCGCGUGCAUGUAGCGGACCGGGACCGCGUGUUCAGGUUUGCAGCCACCUCCUUCGGCUCGAGACAAGUGGUUUACUCAGGUAAAGUCUUGCCUUCUUCUCGUCCAAACGGACACGUAGCAGUGAUUCGACACUACAGCUCCGAUCCGAAGGAUGACCUACACGUCAGAUACCUUGACGGAGAAGAUGCCGGUAUUGUUGUUGUUGGGAUAAAUCGACCAAAAGCCAAAAAUGCUAUAAGCAAAAAUCUGGUAAAAAUGAUGUUUGAGGCUGUGGAGGACAUCAAGAAAAAUAACAAAGUGCGCAGUGUCAUUUUAUGCAGUUUGGUUCCUGGGAUCUUCUGUGCAGGUGCAGACUUGAAGGAGAGGGCCAAGAUGCACCAGAGCGAGGUGGGGCCGUUCGUGUCCCAGGCAAGAGCACUCAUCACAGAGCUUGGUAACUUGCCCAUGCCGACAAUUGCUGCGAUUGAUGGAGCUGCCUUAGGAGGAGGCUUGGAAAUGGCCCUUGCUUGUGACAUGAGAAUUGCGUCUAAUACUGCCAAAAUGGGACUAGUUGAGACCAAACUUGCGAUUAUUCCUGGGGCAGGUGGUACACAGCGUCUCCCCAGGGUGAUUGGUCUCUCUCUUGCUAAGGAGCUGAUCUUUGCUGCCCGGGUGGUGGAUGGAUCAGAUGCAUGUCGUCUAGGUCUCGUCAGUCAUUCUGUGGAACAAAAUAAGAGUGGAGAUGCUGCCUACCUGCGAGCUCUGGAGCUUGCCCGUGAGAUCAACCCACAGGGUCCAAUUGCAGUCAGGAUGGCAAAACUGGCAAUCAAUCAGGGGAUAGAGGUCGAUUUAUCUACAGGUCUGGCAAUUGAAGAGGCAUGCUAUGCCCAGGUCAUACCAACUAAAGAUCGAUUGGAGGGUUUGGCUGCAUUCAAGGAGAAGAGACGUCCUCACUAUAAGGGGGAGUGAGGCCAUACUGCUCCUUCUGCCUUCAGCUCUUUACAGUUUCACUACUUCAUAUUUAUGGGUGAAACUGUGCCCAUCAACACAUUACUUAUACAGUACCCAGAGGAUGUCUGUCCUACCAUAGAACAGUAGGGUUGAUCCUGACUGUGUUUUGCCAAUGACUUAAUUGUCGGUGUAUGUCAACUACUACUUUAGGAUGUGAAAAACCAAGCAAACCAGCUAAGCAUUGGCCCUGUUUACAGUACUUAAAAUUGCUUUGAUCUACAUCAUGAAUUUCUUGGUUAGUUUUUGCUAUUUGCAAUAGCAUUGGCAGUUAAUCUCCAACAGGUGAUGGCUCAGAGAGCCGUGGCAAAGCCCAUAAAGUUCUGUGAAUGAUG